AUGCAGUUGGUAAAUGAUGAAGAAGGAAGCGGCUCGAUGGAGAGGACUAAUGUCAUGCCAUCCCAAGACUUCGUUCAGCCGACUCCAGAUUGGUGCAACCAGAAAAUCUUCCAACGCAAUCGUCUACCACCUCGUUCCUACUACAUCCCGGACACGUCGGUCUGUUUGAACGGGAAAUGGUCUUUCAGUUACUCCCGAAGUCCUCAGCAGGCGCCUGACUGUAAAACAUUCAGCACCAAAUCUCCCUUUGAUCUUAAAAGACAGGAGGUUUCCUGGGCACCCAUCGAUGUUCCGGGCCAUUGGCAAUUGCAGGGCUAUGGCAGACCUCACUAUACAAAUGUCGUUUAUCCCUUCCCCGUCUGUCCGCCCGCAGCGCCAACCGAGAAUCCCACUGGCACCUACUGUCGAAGUUUCGACCUACCCUCCACGUUCGACGAAAACGACCAGCUCAGAUUGAGGUUUGACGGAGUCGACAGUGCAUUCUAUGUGUGGCUGAAUGGGGUAGAGAUCGGCUAUGCUCAGGGGAGCAGGAACCCGGCAGAAUUCGAUGUCACGAAACACGUGGUCAGAGGCAAGCCCAAUCAUAUCCUGGUCAAAGUCCUUCAAUGGUGCUCCGGAAGCUAUAUUGAAGAUCAAGACCAAUGGUGGCUUUCCGGUAUCUUUCGCGAUGUGCACCUAAUAGCGCUUCCGGGUCGGACACGAAUCGACGAUUUCUUCAUCAGGACGCAUCUCGACGAAAAGUACGAGGACGCGAUAUUGGAUACUGACCUUGACCUGGUCUUGGAAGACGACUGCUUCUUAUCUUUGACACUUAGGGAUGCCAAAGGUGGGACCAUUAAAAAGGAGGAGGCUAUUCCCCUCUCUUCGGAAUCCGCAAAAUGUUCGCAUUCGAUGAGCGUCCCAAAUCCACGCAAAUGGACUGCAGAGACACCUUAUUUAUACAGUCUAGAAAUGUGCCUUUCCUCGGCCAAGCAGACUCGGAUUCAUUCUGUCUGCCACGCUGUCGGUUUUCGCUCAGUUGAGCUUAAAAAUGGCAACAUCUGCGUCAACGGGAAAGCCAUUCUAUUCCAGGGCUCGAACCGCCAUGACAACCACCCACACCUAGGCCGUGCAGUGUCACUCGACUGGGUACGUCGCGAUCUCCUGCUCAUGAAGAAGCAUAAUAUCAAUGCGGUGCGCUGUUCCCACUACCCCUCUCACCCCAGCCUACCUGGUCUCUGUGACGAGCUCGGCUUGUGGGUUAUUGACGAAGCAGAUCUCGAAUGCCACGGUUUCGCUACCGCGGCAGCUUCGGGGCUCGACCUUGAUGGUCUAAGCUACGAGGAAAAAGUACAACGUACAUCCAAAGAUGCAGCAGAUUACACCUCUGACAACGUAGAGUGGGAGUCUGCCUAUCUCGACCGUGCACAUCAGUUGGUUGAACGGGACAAAAACCAUCCAAGUGUCAUUAUCUGGUCGCUGGGCAAUGAAGCGUUCUACGGCCGCAACCAUGCUGCCAUGUCCAAGUGGGCGAAGGAACGCGAUCCGGGCCGCCUGAUACAUUACGAGCCGGACUGGCAAGCCAAGUCGACUGACAUGAUAUCACAUAUGUACACGUCUCCGGCCGACUUGAAGAGAGAGGCUGAGUCCGAAGGCGACGAAUUCGAGAAACCUAUCAUCCUCUGUGAGUAUGCUCAUGCAAUGGGCAAUGGCCCGGGGCUUUUGGACACAUAUCGCUCCCUCUUCCGCUCGUACAGACGGCUCCAAGGAGGAUUUAUCUGGGAAUGGGCGAACCACGGGCUCUGGAAAGAGGAAGCCAACGGCCAAAAAUACUAUGCUUAUGGUGGCGACUUUGGGGAUGUGCCAAACGAUGGCACUUUUGUUAUGGAUGGGCUAUGCCACAGUGAUCAUACGCCCACGCGAGGCUUGUUAGAGUUGAGAAAGAUAUACGAGCCAAUCGAGGCUAUGCUUGACGGAAAGGAUCUUCUUGUCCGAAACCAUUACGAUUUUAUUGGAUUGGAUCAUGUCAGGGCUGAGUACGAUGUUCAAGAUUGUGACCAAAGGUCUAAACUCGUUGCGGCCGGAGUCCUGGCCAUUCCUCCAAUCCCGCCCGGGAAGCAAGGGAGAAUCCCUCUGCCAGAAGAAGUCUUCAAACACAAGACUCCUCACGAAUGCUGCCUCACGGUUGCCUUCCGGCUGAAAAAGGAGACACAAUGGGCAAAGGCUGGCCAUGUGGUAGCCUGGUAUCAGGCUCAACUGACCACGGCCGCUGCAAAUCCCACGUCAUCUGUCACCAGCAUUCUCUCCUCCAGACACGGAGGCAACAGAGCGACACCUCCAUCUCUUCUACCUUCUAACACUUCAUUACUCAGGUUUUCCACAACCAGGCUGGAAUACAAAAUCUCCAGCUCAUCGACCACCAUAAGUUUCGACCGGGUCCGCGGCCAAAUCUCCUCGUUCGCCCACAACUCCAACCAGCUCUUGUCCGACACACGCACUGAGAGCCACAACCCGGCCUCUCCUUCCCCUCUAUUCUCUCUGGACUUUUGGCGACCACCCACGGAUAAUGAUAUGGCAUGGCAGACGGGCGAAUGGAAAAGAUACGGUCUCCAUAUGAUGACAAGUCGGUUGAAGAGUUUCAAGGCGAGUGUGCAUUCGGGCCGAGCUUCCUCGAAACAGGACAACACAGAUUCGGCAGACGGGACCGUAGAGGUUUCGGUGGUGACUUUGAAGGCCGAGCAUGCGCUCUCUCCGCCGAGUCUGGCCUGGCAUUUCGAUGCUGUUACCACCUACACUAUCAAUGCCACUUCGGUUGCCGGAUCUAGCAGCAGCAACCACAACAGUGCCUCUGUCCCAGGCAUGGAGCCUCAGCUGACGAUACAAAUCCACACGCGCCUUAUCCCGGUUGGCUCGCACCCACGCAACCUCCCGCGAGUCGGGCAUUCCAUCCAACUGGCCCCACAAUACAAGUAUGUCAAAUGGUUCGGCCGCGGGCCGUCCGAAUCUUACAAUGACAAGUGUCUCUCACAGCAAGUGGGGAUCUGGGAACGCAGGAUCGAAGACAUGGCGGAACACUAUGAGGUGCCACAAGAGAAUGGCAAUCGAUGCGGUGUUCGAUGGUGCACAGUCUCUGCGGCCGCUUCAGAGGAUGCCGAUUCCACCACGGUUGUCGAAGAUAGUGAUGACAGAGACGGCAGAUGCGGCAUCACUGACGGAAAAAUGAGGGAAGUUCUACCGAGCGGCUUGCCCAUCCUUCGCGCGACGUAUCUCCCCAGCACGUCCGAGCAGGAUCGUCCACAUAUGCAAUUUUCCACUCAACUCUACGACGCGGUCACGGCCGAGAAUGCCAAGCACCCAUGCGACCUGCUGGAGCCGGGCAAGAGGAGGAACGGCGCCCUCUGGCGGCUCGACGCAGACGUCGCAGGAGUUGGAACCGCAGCGUGUGGCCCCAGCACGGAGGAGAAGGAUCAGGUGCUCUGCCGAGAGCGGGAGUGGACAUUGGUUCUGCAGGUGUUGUGA
Molecule: messenger RNA, 3498 nt
Organism: Fonsecaea multimorphosa CBS 102226
Lineage: Eukaryota; Fungi; Ascomycota; Eurotiomycetes; Chaetothyriales; Herpotrichiellaceae
Exons: 2
Coding region: 1-3498 (1165 amino acids)
Biological process (GO): lactose catabolic process
Cellular component (GO): beta-galactosidase complex
Molecular function (GO): carbohydrate binding; beta-galactosidase activity
Source: RefSeq, a predicted model, not a curated record